This is a messenger RNA of Hyalella azteca, 1967 nucleotides long. RefSeq names its product transcription factor Sox-14. Gene Ontology annotation, molecular function: DNA-binding transcription factor activity, RNA polymerase II-specific; RNA polymerase II cis-regulatory region sequence-specific DNA binding. The record is from RefSeq and is a predicted model, not a curated record. The transcript has a single exon. Lineage: Eukaryota; Metazoa; Arthropoda; Malacostraca; Amphipoda; Hyalellidae. Gene Ontology annotation, biological process: cell differentiation; anatomical structure morphogenesis; regulation of DNA-templated transcription. The coding region runs from base 419 to 1540 and encodes 373 amino acids.
UGUAAGACCUGGCGUAGAUCAUUCGGCGCUGCCACGUCCUUAUCUAAGGUGUGCGUAUUAUUCUGCCGACGUUCGUCUGAGAGGAGCUUGUGAGACCCUCAGUUACUUAAGACAAAGUCUACACUCCAGCAUUCUUACGCCCAUUAAACAUCAAAUGAUGCUGGGUAUCAUUAGUGAUAGUCACAAAUAAUGAUGGCAUACAAUAGACGAAGGUGAUUAUCUCACGGAGUAUUCUAUUCAAAAAAAAGUUGUGACAGUGCAGUAACAUGUGCAACGGUAUUUCCCAUUGAAUAUUUUAAACUGUAUAACACUGGUGAAAUAAUUUACUGAGCAAGAGUGUGCAGUGAUUCAUUUAACAAUCGAAUCUUUUGUUUCACAUUUAAAGAUUUAAACUACGAAAUCUUGACCUAUCAUCUCCAUGAUGAACACAGUGCCGUCUCCAUCUUCCUUGUCCCCCUCGGGAGGUUCGAACCCCUUGACAAAAAAGGACGAUCACAUCAAGCGACCCAUGAACGCCUUCAUGGUAUGGUCGCGUAUGCAGCGUCGCAAAAUUGCGCAAGAUAAUCCUAAAAUGCACAACUCAGAGAUCUCCAAGCGACUGGGAUGCGAGUGGAAGUUGCUAAGUGAAACCGACAAACGUCCUUUCAUCGACGAAGCCAAGCGGCUCAGAGCCCAGCACAUGAAGGAACACCCUGACUACAAGUACAGGCCAAGAAGGAAACCAAAAACCCUGCAGAAGAAUGGCUACAGCUUCCCUCUACCUUACCUGGCCACCACGACUUUUGACACUUUUGGACCCUACCACCAGACCUACAUUUCCACCCCAACCGUGCCCUCCCCUCUGGACUUCGCGGGUGACAAGUCACGCUUUUUUUCCAGUCACUUGGCCCAUCCAUUCUACUCCGGUCUUGAUCCUCAGCACUUCAGUAAGCUGGCAGCCGUGCAGGAUUCCUACAAACCAUUCAUCUCGGCAACAGUACCUUCCUCUGAAAACGCAAGUCCAGUUAACAUCCCCAACCUAAAUAUGUCUAAUCUCAACAUGCCAAACUUGAAUAUGUCUAACCUGAACAUGCCCACUUCUGUGGCUUUACCGGGCACAAAUGUUACAAUCCCAGGGGUGUCAAUGGCCAACAGCAUGUCCAAUAUGUCACAUGUGUCAGCUUUAUACUCUUCACUAUAUUCCAAGUCAGCAUCAUCACUAUUUUCAGGAAUAUCCUCUAUAGGAACAGCAGUUCACCAUCAACAACAACAGUUACAGAACGCGCAGCAACAACUCCACUCCCAAAGUCAACAGCAGCCUCAACAGUUGCCCCAACAGACGCACUCCCCUUCUCCACACUCACCAACUAUUCAACAACAAGUUCAACAACAGCAACAGCAGCAACAACAACAACAACAGCAACAGCACCCUGGUAUCAUCACCCCAGCAUCAACACCCACUCCUCUUUCAGGUGUACCUCAGUCAAUGCCCACCCAACUGUACCCAGGGUACCCACCUGUCGUGGAACAGCUCAGAAGGCCGGUCUCUGUUAUCUACUAAAGUUGCCAGGCUUUUGCUCAUGUUUCUUCUCGAUCUUCAAUUAUGCAAUGUGUACAAUAUCAUGUCUAUAACCAUGUUUGUUAUGAACUAUAUCCUGUACCUAUAUAAUAUUUGUCGGUCUACCUGUGUACAAAUGUAAAUGUUGCAAUGCUGGGAUACUAGAACGUUGAAGUUGUUGGUGCGGACUGAAGAGUUUGUUGCAGAUCAAUUGUUGCAGACAUCUCUUGCUUUGCCAUUGAUUGAGAUCUUAAAAAUUUCAGUUAAUUCAGUUCUAUGGAUUUCUAUUGCUGGUUUUAUUAAUUGCUAUUGUCAAUCUUUUUGAUUGAUGACAUUAAUAUUAUUUAUUUAUCUUAUCAAUUUCGAUACAAUUUUUGUCAGCACAGAGUUUGGUACUUAUUUUUCAGUUGAAUUUAUAUGUUUAUUAAUA